This is a messenger RNA of Salvelinus sp. IW2-2015, 4712 nucleotides long. RefSeq names its product tyrosine-protein phosphatase non-receptor type substrate 1. The record is from RefSeq and is a predicted model, not a curated record. Lineage: Eukaryota; Metazoa; Chordata; Actinopteri; Salmoniformes; Salmonidae. Gene Ontology annotation, cellular component: plasma membrane.
UCUCCUAUGGUAUUUGUGCAUCUGUAACUUUCUCACUCAUCAUUAUUCACGAUUUGUAGUCACAAUCUCGAUGUAGUCAUCGUGUGCUAUGAAUAUGGGGCAAAUACUUAACUUUUAAUUGUUUUAAUACAAAUACAAGUGAAUGUGUCCAAAUACUUUUUAUGUACAAAAAGUGCUGUAAUUUCUAAAUGGUUCACACAAUAUGGAUGAACUUUUGAAGUAUAGAGCCAAAAGAAAAUAAAAAAUACUUUACUGUCCAAAUCAUUAAGGAGGGCAUUGUAUCUACAAGUUCACUCCCAAUCAUUGUAAGUCCAUAUGUUUUAUUUUAAUAAAUUUACUAACAACAAGAAGCAUCUCUGUGAAUGUUAUGGGAACAUAUGGAGUUCACAGUUCAGCAUCAGAUUCAGUCAAACACUGCAUCAKAGACUUCAUGCAUAAUAUUACCUCUUGAAAGCCUCUAACUCARAAUUGUGUUAGAAAUGCUGAUAUUUUUAACCAAGACAGAAAAGUGGAUUUUUAUGCACGAAUGCAACAUCAACGCAUUUAGCUCCAUCAACAGGCCGCCUUUGCCUUUACCACGAAGACAAAAUGCUCCCUUUACUCAGACCUAUAAUCUCACAUGUUUUAGCCUAAAACAUUUUAUUGUCAUUUCAUCAAACCUCUUUGUCGAUUUCCGGGAAUAUGUUUAGACUGUCUUGUUCAGCAAUGUCAGCAGUAUCUCAGAGUUUCCAUGAGCUUAGUGGUCUAGAAACCCCAAUGGUAAAUAGGUAGUUUGUGUAGGCGCCGCCUCAAGCUAUUUUUCCUCGCUCGGUUGCAACAUCGCUUGCGCCCUUUGAGGUUAGAUCAAGGUGAGCAACGUUAGAAUAAAUGGCAGGAGUUUACGAAUAUACAUUUAUAUCAAUCUGUAUGGUCUUAGUUUUUAGCAAUAUACCUAAAAUGUUUGUCCCCCCCCACUUGAAUAUGAACUAGCCUAUUUAGUGUUCAAAUUAAACAUUACAAUUGUUGUUUUGUUAUAUAAUACCAAAAAAAGCAUGAUGUAACACUGAACCGUCUGUAUUUGAAUGUAGGCCUAUCUAAUGUUUCUCUUAUCCACUUGUUCUACUUUCCCUUCUGGAAUUAAAACAGCCAGUAAUGCAAGUUUAUACCAACAUGUAAAUUGACUUUGGCUUGGAAUCCAUCAUUAGUAGAAUCCAGCGCCAUAAAUAGAGAUAAGGCACACAUCACAUGGCAGAAUCUCAACAGACGUUAUGAAUUAUAUUAUGUUCAGAUAAUUAGGCAAUGUUAACAAUUAUAAUAAUAUAUCUAUAGAAUACAGGCCUAACGUUUUUAGUGAUGUAUUGUUUAAUUGGCUAACGAUGAUUACCGGUAAGAUAAACAAUUAUUAUAAUAAUGAUAAUGAUAAAAUAGCUAACGUAGCCUAAUAAUAAUAUUGAAUUAAGCCAAUUUCAAGUAGAAUUCUGAAAAGUUAAUUGGCCUACUACUUUACAGAGAACCAGGCCAAUAGCCUAAUAGGCUAUAUUCUUACAGAGUGAGUUACAUUCUUCUUACAUUCUUUUUUUGUUCAAAAUUACGUAUUUUAUUACUUUUUGUACAAACUGGGGUUAUAGAUCACGGACGUGAAUUGAUUAAAACAAAUCAUCCUUGAUGUCAUCAUGUUUAUUCAUUCAUCCCAAUAUAGCCUAGCUGUAAUUGUCGAAAAUAGUCAGUUCUUUUGUGAGUAAAUUCUUAAAUUUAUCUUCGUUGCAUUCAGUCGGUGCAAUCUUCUCAAUUUUGCAUUUAUUCUAAGUUUUUUGUUGUAGAGGCCUUUGCUGGAAUAUUACCUAUCUUUCCUUGCUCACAGUUUGAGUUAUAACGCAGGACACUUUAUAUGUUCAUUUCCGGUGAGAUGUUGUCAGUCUCGCUUUCUGCGACGUAGCAGGGCUAUGUGCGAGACACCUUCAUCUCGUCAAGGUGGCUGAACGGACUCAAAGAGAUGAUGCCCUUCAAAUUCCGUGAAUCUAAAAUGCCAGGGCCCCUGAUACUUCUGCUGUGCUGGAGCUAUGUUUUGAAAGCUACACACACAUCCAUUAUCGCCCAGACGCCAGGGAGGGUGAUGGUGAAGGCUGGUGAUACAGUGACCUUGAAAUGCUAUUUGGUUGAGCUUAUCACCUACUGCUACUCUGUGAAUUGGAUGAAAGUAGACCCCAGGACUGGAACACUGAUUAAGAUUGCAAACUUAAAGAUUGAUAACAACUCUGAGGAUGGAGAAGGGAAACAGGACAAACUAUGUUCUGCUACAAUCACCAACGCAACAGUGAGCGACUCAGGAAUGUACUAUUGUUCAGCUGUUCAAUCCGACACGAUCCACACGGGCAAUGGUUCUAGAGUUGUUGUGACAGAGAGAGAGAGAACACAGAACAUCACUGAACCCCCAGCCAUCAAACUCCUCUCUCCAUCGGACGGUGACGGGUCUGUUGUGUUGACGACUCUAUACAACACAGCAGAGUCCUUCAUACCUCUGCUGUGUUUGGUGUUGAAAGUGGUCCCAUCUCAGGUCCACGUGUUCUGGCUCAUAGACGGGAGAGAGUGCAGUGGACUAACUUCGUCCACUUGGAUAGACAACAGUGAUUCAGCCACAGAGUUCACUAUGAACCAGAUUCUAGUCCAGGCAGAGGAGUGGGACAGAGGGGUUCAGUGUACGUGUGUGGUGGAGUUUGAGGGAAAUUCUAUCAACAAAACCCUGAUAAAGCGCAAUGAUUCCACUGGCAUGUGCACAAUGGUGCUGUAUUGGAUAUCUGCAGCUGCUCUCCUCACCAUUAUAGUGGCUGUCACUGUCGCUGUGUGUCGGUACCGUGGACAUCCUGUGGUUACUGAUGCGGAUACAAGACAAAGAGGCACAGGCACAGAGAGCAGGCAGCAUCAAUCUGGGAGACUUGGAGAAGCAAGAAAGGCAGUUAGAUCAUCCGUCUCGGAGGUCCAGUAUGCGACUUUGGACCACAUCCAGUUUGGGAGACGCCCAAAUACAAUUAUCCAAUAAUAUUUUGAAGAAGAAAUUGCAUAAGAGUGUUCAGAUUAUUAUGUAUGUAUUUGUGUAUAAAGCAAGAGCCAGUGUCCGCAAUUGCUAAGUGCCCAGAGCCAAUAGUGCGGCACAGAGCUCUUUCUUUUAUAUUGUAAUUCAACUGUUGAAAAGCCUCCCAUUAGUCAUUAAUCUGUCCCAGUGCUAAAAUGUUUUCAAAGGUCAGGUUGGAGCCCUUCCGUGGGAAAACGUGUACAAGCCUACAUAGGAAAAUGACUGAAAUAGUCUUGAAUUUUGUAUUGAUGAUAUAUUUAUCGUGGUGUAGGCUAAUUGGCUGCUUAUAGGCCCAUUUUUCKUGUGUAUUUUAUUUUAUUUUUUACCUUUAUUUAACUAGGCAAGUCAGUUAAGAACAAAUUCUUAUUUUCAAUGACGGCCUAGGAACAGUGGGUUGUUCAGGGGCAGAACGACAGAUUCUGACCMUGUCCUGGUUUUGUCCUACACAGAGGACCACAUUGGAAAUAAGUGUUCUUAGCUAUCCUGUCUCACCCUCAGGGAUUAUUUGUAAAUGAAUGUCUUGGUUUUUUCUUUSUUUUCAUUUUAUUACCUCUUUCAUUACCUCUUAUCUAAUUUACAAUUUUCCUGGAACUGUUGGUGCCAACACUGCCUAUGUUUUUGAACACAUGUUUAAAAYCUUUGCUUGAAUGCUAGAAAAAAUAGAUUCCAAUUCUCAAUCUGAAACGCACRUUGACGAACUCUGUACAGCUUGUUUCUCUGACCAAAAUGAGAAGGCUCACUGUUUUUGACACUUGUGAGUUGUUUGAUCCUGCACAGACUGCAGAUUGUGUAACAUAUGAGAAAGUGUGACAGGUGCAGGACUGCAGCCUUCAGAACAGAAGCUGACCACAUACCACAGUAGUUUAAACUUUAGCUGCCUAACGCUCUCCUGCACACACACACAAUCUGUCUCUCGCUCUCUCUGCGAGGUGUGGUAUUCUCAGUAUGAUAUGCCUAUGGACAGACACAGCUUUGGUCAAAUCUGUUCCUUGCUUUUAACAAACCACUAGCAAAUUCUAUUUGCUGGCAUUUUUCACCCAAUAGCACAUUAUGAGAGAUGAACCUUUUUACUUUUGMGAUAUGCUAUCAGCUAUCACUUAARCUAACCUCAGCAGCUUURACGAUAUCAAUGAAACUCAGYCAAUAGAUGGAAUGUACUGUUGUCAUUGUAACAGUUCAUUUAACAACAACAUUAUUUUAAAGGGUUGGAAAAUAGUUAUGCUCCUGCUUAGUCCUGAAUGGAAAAUAAAGCACCCUGGCUAAUUCAUGAAAAUGAUGUGUUUGGAUUAAGUCAUGGUAAAAUCAAGUAAGUAAUGGCAAGACUGAACAAAAGUAUUACCAUUUAGGUAAUGAAAUGUUAAUACUCUCAAUACAAAGUACAGUAGUCAUUUUUGUUAAAUAAAAAGUUACACUGAUUUUAGUCAACUGUAAAAAAUUAAAAAAACAAUUGAAUACUUUUACACUAUGAUACAGCAUGGGGCAAUGUAGACCCAUCACAGAAAUWAUAAUUUUGUAAAAAAAUGAUGGCUAGUUUGUUUUAAUGUUGAUGCAGAUAACUUGGUUAAUGGAGUUUCCUACCUGAUGUUUUAGAAUAGUUUAAAAAAGCUCCAGCCUAUCUCAAAUCAAAUUUUAUUUGUCACAUGCGCCGAAUACAACAGGUGUA